AUGAAUGGUCCUGUGCCAGAGAUCCAGACCGGGCGUAACUCCCCACCUCCGGGCCCGUUUGGCUAUUCUUUCCUUUCACCAAUGGAUACUCCCUAUGAACAAGCUCCGGCCUUACCCCCGGGACCCUCUCUCCUUGACGAUAAUGAAUCCAAUAUGCUCGACAACUUCUUUACGACCAUGAAUGCAAAUAGCUUCACGAAUGACUUUUGGCUCCGAGCCCAACACAAUAAAACACCGGGACUUAACUUCGACUGGUCUGAUGAACUACCGCCGACCUUCGAAGGCUCGACUACAUCUCUAUCCCAGCCCUCAUAUCAACAGCAUGCCCUCGGAAAGCCAAAUAUGAUGGUGGGAAAUACGCCAGGCCCAGACAUAUAUGCCGCCGCGUCAAUGCUCUACCAAGGUGGCAUAAAUGGGACAGAUAUCGGGUCUGCGCUCGCUCAGCAGGUUUUUGCGACCCAGCCUCUUCUCAACGGGUCCCAUAUCAAUGGAGCUCAUCCCCGUCACAACUCACAAUCUGCCCCUGUCGCACAUGCAAACGCUUCUUCCCCCUCAAAUAGCAGACUACCAACCGGGUAUCAUACAUCGGAAAUGCUCUUUGACGUGCGCGAUCCCAUUCCCGCGGAUCAACAUCCAUCUCGCAAGGUCCGCAGCCUUCAGUGGGGUACGGAUAUCAGCUUCAUGGACCAGGGCUAUGUGGCCCCGCCUGAUCAGCCGGAUGAAGAGACACGCACCCGAGAGCUGUUAGACCAUCUGGAUUGUUUUGAGCCACAGACCAGCGCGGCCAACACACGGGCUCCUAGCCCCGAGCGCAUGCCAGGCAGCCAUGCUCAUCACUCCAGCAUUCACAGUAUCGAUAUAGAAGAUGCCUCUCAGCCUCGCAAACGACCACGAACGAUUAAAGAAGAUCCUCUCUCAGAUGACGAUGAGAUGAAAUUACCAGCUCGCAAAUCACGCACCAUGAGCAACGCGAAAGCGCGUCGUGCGUCGACCAAUGCGCCCAGGAAAGCAAGCAUCCAAUCAAACAGCAAGAACGCACGCGAGAACCUUUCUGAGGAGCAAAAGCGCACAAAUCAUAUUCUGUCUGAACAAAAACGACGCAAUCUCAUUCGUCAGGGCUUUGACGAUCUUUGUUCUUUAGUCCCAGGGCUGCGAGGCGGGGGCUUUAGUAAAAGCGCCAUGCUCACUCAAGCCGCUGACUGGCUCGAGGAGAUCAUGCGUGGCAACGAAAUCCUGCAAAGUCAGUUGACUGAUAUGAAAGGUAUCAAUGGCCUCGUGAUGCCUAGAUGA
Penicillium pulvis is the source of this 1290-nucleotide messenger RNA. RefSeq names its product basic helix-loop-helix domain-containing protein. NCBI's taxonomy places the organism in Eukaryota, Fungi, Ascomycota, Eurotiomycetes, Eurotiales, Aspergillaceae. Gene Ontology annotation, molecular function: protein dimerization activity; DNA-binding transcription factor activity, RNA polymerase II-specific; RNA polymerase II cis-regulatory region sequence-specific DNA binding. The transcript has 2 exons. Gene Ontology annotation, biological process: regulation of transcription by RNA polymerase II. The record is from RefSeq and is a predicted model, not a curated record. The coding region runs from base 1 to 1290 and encodes 429 amino acids.